This is a messenger RNA of Quercus lobata, 850 nucleotides long. RefSeq names its product uclacyanin 1-like. Gene Ontology annotation, molecular function: electron transfer activity. The transcript is spliced from 2 exons. The record is from RefSeq and is a predicted model, not a curated record. Gene Ontology annotation, cellular component: plasma membrane. Bases 128 to 748 code for a protein of 206 amino acids. Lineage: Eukaryota; Viridiplantae; Streptophyta; Magnoliopsida; Fagales; Fagaceae.
CUCGUCCUAUAUAUCACCUCUAUAUAUAGAAUUCCUAGCUCAAACUGAAAUCCAUCCAAUUGUUUCUUUGUGAUUAACUUUCAUCAUUUUGCCAUCUUUUCCAAUUUUCUACUUCUAAGCUCCAGAAAUGGCAAUGCUGAGAUCAACAUUAAUGAGCUUGGCUAUAUUAGCCAUGCUCAUCAAUUUAGGUAUGGGGGCAAAUUACACAGUCGGAGGCGCAAACGGGUGGGAUACAAUCACCGACUUGCAAACAUGGGCUUCAUCUCAAUCAUUUUUAGUUGGAGAUAACCUGAUUUUUCAGUACACACCAAACCAUGAUGUGCUUGAGGUUUCAAAGUCAGACUAUGACUCUUGCCAGGCAAGUAACCCAAUUCAAUCUUACAGUGGUGGCACCACCAGCAUCCCACUCUCUUCACAAGGCAAGAAAUACUUCAUCUGUGGAACAAGUGGACAUUGUAGCCAAGGAAUGAAAGUUCAAAUAGACACUCUUGCAACAUCAGCCCCACCACCCGCAUCCCCUUCAAGCAAACCACCAACUUCAUCGGUGACUCCAUUGGUUCCUACUCCAGCUUCAGAAAGUCAUUCUUCCUCACCAGCUCAAACGCCAAAAUCCACUCCCACUGUACCAUCUCCAACACCAUCUGCAACUGCAGCAAAACUACCUUCCUCAUCAGCUCACAGAGGCGGUUUUCUUGUCAACAUCACAAUGGGGAUAAUCUUUGUAAUGACAAUGCUUCAGGCAUACUAAGCAUUGGAUUAUUUCUUUGUGAGGAAUAUUUAUUGUGGCCAAAUAUUAUUUUACCUGUUGACGCAUUUUGGAAACAAGUUCAUAGCACAAGCAUAAUGUCAU